CCUUGUUUCCUCUCAUCUGUCCUUGGCCGCUUCACUCCUCUCCUCUCCAGCUGAUCUUCCAAACUUGGUCAUGUUCUUCGUUCUGCAGCCAAAUACUGGGAGCUUUAAACAGCAUCCAUCACACUCUCACACACACACUCACACAGAGGGCUCUGGCCUUUACUUUGUUUCUAUUUUAGCUCGACUCGCUCAGACGGUGGUCAUGGCUCGCUGCAAGAGUUACUUACGAGGACUGGACAUCUGUGUGACUGUGCUGCUACUGGUGUCGGGACUGGUGAUGAUCGGUGUCGGCUUCUCCUCCAUCGAUGGUAAUGUACCAGUUGCUGAGUUGUUCGACCAGUUGUCCAGUAGCGAUGGUUUGAUGGUCCUGCAGGUCCUGGGUCCAAUUACAGUGGUUUUAUCUAUUCUGGGUGUUUCUGCUGCAUCUUUAGACCUCAAACCUCUGCUGCUGCUGUUUGCUGCUCUGACGUUCGUGGAGUUUGUGGCUCUGAUCAUUGUGGCCUCACCUCUGCUUCAGGUUCAAGCCCAGAUGGACAGUGCUGUGGAGGAUGUGUUUGUGAAUGUGACUCCUCUUCACAGAGCCGAUCCUUACAUCAUAGGAGAACUGAACAAACUCCAAGCCUCAGACUCUUGUUGUGGUUUGAGGAGUUUUGAGGACUGGGAGGCCCACCUUCCUGUCUCCUGUUUCUGCAUACCUCCCACUCCUCAUUCCCCCACUAAUAUGAAGCAGAGUUCUGACUCUGGUAACUUCACCGUAGCGGGGUCCUGUCUGUUGGUGGGUAGUGACCUUAACCCCCCAGCCCAACAUGUUACAGAUAAAUUGUGGGUUCAUGCCAAGCCAUGUGGUCGCAUCCUGAAAAGCUACCUGAGUUUCCCCAUCAAACUACGAAUAGGAAUCAUUUCAGCCGUCACCACAAUCACGUUGACAGCUAUUGCGUUGUCCCUUGUGCUGGGUCUGGAGAAGUACUGGAAGAACCCUCCUGUCGAAGCUACAGUCGACCACUACAACCGAGUGAAAUACCAACCCAAACCCACCCUAACCUGACCUCUGAACUUUGACCUCUGCAUCAGUUCAUACUGAUUACUUCAAGAUUUCAAUGAAACCUCAUCAUCCAGUGUCUUGGGAAGUUAAAAAUGUCACUAAAACAGCAUAUUUAUUUAUGACACAAAGAGACUCAUAUAAAAGUAAAAUAAAGUACUAGAUUUAAUCUAAUUUAUGUAAAAGUAAAUGUGUGAUUUUGGGUUUACUGGCAUUUUUUUUAAUGAUCCAGUAGCGCAAAAGGGGACCUGUUUAGGGAGUUUUGUAGGAUAUUUUUUGUGGGGAGGGGUCUGCUUUCCCAGAAGUGGAGUCAGUCAACACUUGAGAGUUGAAGUAGACACUUAAAAUUCAUUUGUGCUGCGGAGACAGUCUGUCCCCCGUCAGGUUUAUCGUAAAUUCCAACAGAAACAGUCUAAAAGCUGACAAAAUGUUCAUGGUAAGACUAAAUGGUGAGCUGUAAUUUCUGCUUUUACAAAGAUGUCAGUUAUAUCUGAAAAGAGCACGGCCAACAUAAAUGUAGAGCUCUUGACCUCUUAUCUGAGACUUUGACUGCUGGGAAAUGU
Molecule: messenger RNA, 1602 nt
Organism: Sphaeramia orbicularis (orbiculate cardinalfish)
Lineage: Eukaryota; Metazoa; Chordata; Actinopteri; Kurtiformes; Apogonidae
Exons: 9
Coding region: 71-1045 (324 amino acids)
Cellular component (GO): membrane
Source: RefSeq, a predicted model, not a curated record